UGCAUAGUUCUUCGGGUCGCGCAAGGUUCAAUAACAAAGCAUAAAAAAAAAAUUAUAAAUGAAUAAAACAAAAAACAAGAACAACAUCAGUUGAGAAAUUAAUGGCGUGUGUGGUUAACGCAUUAACGUUAACCUAGCAGAUGAUUGAAAAAUAUUAAUUUGUACACGAUAAAAAGUGUUGAAAAAAAAGUGCAUUUUCGCUGAUUAAUAUUCAUUACGAAUGUUGUACAGGAAUUACGUUCAUUCAGGGUAAGAUACGAGUAAUUUAAACAAAGGCGAGUGUUAUCCUUUAUGCGUAAUUAAUUGUUCGCUUUGAUAUUUGCGAUAUGGGAGCGCGACUGAACAGCGCUGUAAAGUUUCCUGGAUAGUCAAGGACGCAGCACGCCCAGUUUCGGAAUUAAUUAUUGGUGUAGUUAUUUCCGGAUAGUUGUACCGUGGACUUUGAGUCAAAUAUUUUGUCAACUAUAACCUAAAUUAACGCAGAAGGAUUGACCCACGAACAUAUACUCAUGCGAACAUUCUUGUUCGCACAAUUUCGCUACGACGAUUUGCAGUCGUUCAAUUGGCAAUCUUUUCAUUAAAAGAGCGCUUGCGUGGGUUGUACGAUUUUGAUCAACAACGUUUGUCAGACACAGAUCGGUUCUAAUUUCUUGUGAAACAAUGUCUUGGGCAUUCUUGUGGGCUUGAAGAUAGCGCCCACACUCAUGGUCUAUGACAGACGAUAAUAUAUCAAUAGAAUACAGAAAUCAGUGAAUACCUUAAUAAAUGAUAUCUGUGAUCGAUUGAACUAUUUCAAAAUGCCGUGCUGCUGCAUAAGCCAAACGGUUCAACUAUGGCUUGCAAUUUCGACAAUAUGCGUCGCUCACGUCGGUGCCAACAUCUUGGUAUUCUCCAGCGCUGGAAAACACAAGAUCAAAAAUGAGUACCUUGACAUUCCAGCUAGAUUCGGCGGGCUUAUACCGCUUGACGGCGUUAAGGGCAUGGUCGUCUAUGCGGAACCCCCAACGGCAUGCGGUCCGAUUAUUUCGCCACCAAACAACACAAACAGUGAUGUUAAAUGGAUAGCGUUAAUAGCACGCUACAAUUGCACCUUUGAGGAAAAAAUUCGCACAGCGCAGAAGGCCGGUUACGGUGCAGUCAUAGUUCACAAUGUCAACAGUGACGACCUUGAGCCGAUGUCUGCACAAAAUCCAAGCGAUAUUAUCAUUCCUUCUGUGUUUGUUGGAGAGGACACGGGAAUGGAACUGAAAAGCUAUUACCUAUACGAUCGACAGUACUAUGUGCUCAUUAACGACGAUCUGCCUUUUAAUAUAAACACUCAUUUGUUAUUGCCUUUUGCAAUCGUUAUCGGAAUAUGCUUCCUAGUCAUGGUUAUAUUUAUGGUUAUAAAAUGUAUCAAGGACAGAAGACGACAGCAGAGACACAGACUGCCAAAAUCGAGUUUGAAGAAGAUUCCAACUCAUAAAUAUACUAAAGGGGAUCCCUACGAAACGUGCGCGAUUUGCCUAGAAGAUUAUGCCGAGGGUGAGAAGUUGAGAGUCCUACCGUGCGCUCACGCCUACCAUAUGAAUUGCAUCGAUCGUUGGUUAACGAAAAAUAGAAGAGUCUGUCCAGUUUGCAAGCGCAAAGUUUUUGCAGCGAACGAACACGUCAGCGACAGCGAAAACGACUCGGACGCUGACGAUACGACUCCUCUGAUUCGCGACGGUCACGAAGGUACUCAGGGUGGUACAUUUGCGCCGCAGAGAGGAAACCCUUUCGAUCGAGCAAAUCGUAGUCGAAAUAGACAAGAAUCCGAUGCCAGUAGCAGUUCGGACAGCAGUUUGGACAUCAGUUCAGUUUCAUCGCUACAUGUGAAUUCAACUUCCGACGAAGGAGAGAAUGGAAACAAUGGCGAAUCGUCGGCAAACCCGUUCUUGGUUUCAGAUACCCACAGUAUAAACGGAGAACCACCGGAGCGUGAGCGAUCUGCGAGCAGCACGAAACAUCAUACGGUAAACACGAACGUCUCAGAUACUACUCCGGUCGUACAAGUAACUCCGACAAGAUACGCAAGAAUUUUGGUCAAUCCGGUAGCUCCAAACUCAGGGCAUCCGAUAAUGGUGCCGACCAAUCCAUUGCCCAUACCAACAAUUCUAUCCGAUGAACACGGAGGUAACGAAUACGUUGCGUAGUUGGUUCUUGUUCCACAGGAUCGAUUGUACGAAUAACCUGUAAUGUAUGAAACAGAUGAAAAUUAAGAAAAAUAUAAACACAUAGAAUACUUGGGGUCAUGUCGCAUGAAACUUGGAGUAAUACAGAAAAAAAAAAAAAUCGGAAACUUGACACUUCCCUUUGUCGUAUCUCAACGAUAAGUUAACCACCUCUUUUUCUACAAUGUCAUUGAAAUGAAUCCAUUAUUAAUAAAGAAUCGUAUUUCUUAUUUCAUUGUUAUCAUAAAUAUCCGUUCGCGUCGUAUUGCGUUGAGAAUCCAAUGACAUAAAAGAGAUCAUUGUUCGCUAAAAAUAAUCCAAUAUCGAUUGACUCUGGUAGAAUAAAUAUAUCCGGUUGACUUAUCCCAUGUAGAUAAUUAUUAAUUACGCGAAUACUUUCAAGAUUCAGACGUUAUUGGAGGGACGGUAUAUAGGGAAAAAUGUAUUUUUUAAUUUUACGUGUCAUCAUUUAAUGCAGGAAAUAGGAUUAUAAGAUAUAGGAUUAUGAAAAAAAAAAAGAAAAAACCGAAAGAGUAUACACGUAUACGAUCAUCGAAUUAUUUUUCCCACGCAAAAAGAGCUUUAUCUGAUUCAAUUCAAGAAAAGCAAUCAUCGUUCUAUCACAAACUAUUCCAUAGUGGAAAUAAUAAAAUAUAUACAAAUAGCACGCGUAAAUAGGUCUACACGAAGGUUUUUGUUCGGGGGAGAAUAUAAUAAACUAAAGUAUACACAUGUCUUUUUUAUUUUAUCCAUCUAGAUAGACGAAAUAUUUUAAACUUUAAACACGCCAGUUCGUUUUUUUCUUUAUCGUUGAUACACGUUGUAAUUGAAAUUAAAAUAUAAUGUAACAAAGUAAAGCACUAUUUCAUUGCGCGGCUAUGCAUUUGUAAAAUUGAUAUAUAAUGAAAUUCUUUAUUGGAACAAGUUGUGUAAAUAGUUGAAAAUAAAAUUUAACAAUUUCCUAUAGGA
Messenger RNA from Athalia rosae (coleseed sawfly), 3161 nucleotides. Its product is annotated as E3 ubiquitin-protein ligase RNF13-like. Gene Ontology annotation, cellular component: nucleoplasm; cytoplasm. NCBI's taxonomy places the organism in Eukaryota, Metazoa, Arthropoda, Insecta, Hymenoptera, Athaliidae. The record is from RefSeq and is a predicted model, not a curated record. Gene Ontology annotation, molecular function: zinc ion binding. The coding region runs from base 798 to 2174 and encodes 458 amino acids. The transcript is spliced from 8 exons.